Apus apus (common swift) is the source of this 1275-nucleotide messenger RNA. RefSeq names its product neuronal PAS domain protein 4 (gene NPAS4). Gene Ontology annotation, molecular function: DNA-binding transcription factor activity, RNA polymerase II-specific; protein binding; RNA polymerase II transcription regulatory region sequence-specific DNA binding. The record is from RefSeq and is a predicted model, not a curated record. The transcript has 8 exons. The coding region runs from base 1 to 1275 and encodes 424 amino acids. Gene Ontology annotation, biological process: regulation of transcription by RNA polymerase II. NCBI's taxonomy places the organism in Eukaryota, Metazoa, Chordata, Aves, Apodiformes, Apodidae.
AUGACCAUCUUCUGCAGCCACUGCCACAGGCCACUGCAGGCAGAGAUGAGCUACCUGCCCAGAAGGGGCAAGCAGGCACCCGCUACCUUGAAGCCAUUCAGGUCAACCAAGAGUGCCUCCAAGGCUCGCCGGGACCAGAUCAAUGUGGAGCUGCAGGCACUGCGCUCCCUGCUGCCCAUCUCCACAUGGGAGAAGGAGCGGCUCUCCUACCUCCACACCAUGGCCCUGGUGUGCCUCUGGCUGCGAGGAGCUCAGCUUUUCCCUCCAGACUCUCUUCAUCCUGUGGGACCAGUCCUCAGUGUGGAGCUGCUCUCCCUGCUGCCAGGGUUUCUGCUUGUGCUCUCAGCCAAUGGCAAGCUGGUCUAUAUCUCGGAGAAUGUGGCCGAGGUCCUGGGCCUCUCCAUGGUAGAGCUGCUUGCCCAGGGGGACACGGUCUUUGACAUCCUAGUUGGGGGAGCGCACGAGGAUGUUCGCAAGAAGCUCCUCUUUGCCCAGGAGCAUCCCAGCAGGGAAGUCACGUUUGUCAGCGAGAUGCGCACAUCCAAGGCUUUCCGGCUGCAGCACGGAGGCAACCGGGCUGUGGCAGUGCGUGGGCACUUCACAGCCCUGCACGGGCCAGCCACCCCCUCCACAGCAGCCUUCCUGGCCCUCUGCACGCCGGUCACGCAGUUCCCUGCUGAUGGCAAUGCUGGUUUCCAAGACGACCUCUUCCAGAGCAUGCACAUCCUAGACAUGACAUUUGCUGAUGUCACGGAAAGUGUCAUCUACCACCUCGGCUACCGCAGGGAGGAACUGAUCGGUCAGUCCUGGUACAGCCUCCUGCACCCUGAGGACACUGACCGAGCAGCGGCCCAGCACAGGGCUGUGGCGCUCGGGACCGGGGCGGCGACAGGGCCAGCAGUGCUGCGGGUGCUGCGCAGCGACCGGACCUGGGCCUGGCUCCGCGUGUGGGCGCGGCGGGACAGCGGCGGCCGCGCCAUCACCUGCACCAGCCGCUGCCUCAGGGAGGAGGAGGCGGCCUAUCUGCGCGCCCGGGAGCACCGCCCCGCGCCCCGCUCCGCGGCACCGCCCGCCAUCCCGCCGCCGCCGCCGGGGCGGGAGCUCAGCCUGCUGGCCGCGCAGCUCCGCGCCCUGGCCGACAGCCUCUCGCCGCCCGCCGCUGCUCCCGCCGGGCCCGGGGCUCCCCCGUUCUCCCCCCGCUUCCCGGGAGAGGCUCCGCCGGGGGCGGGGCCCCCCGCCGCGCACGCGCUCGGCCGGUCCCGCGCGCCCCAAUAA